Messenger RNA from Musa acuminata subsp. malaccensis (wild Malaysian banana), 649 nucleotides. Its product is annotated as basic blue protein-like. NCBI's taxonomy places the organism in Eukaryota, Viridiplantae, Streptophyta, Magnoliopsida, Zingiberales, Musaceae. The record is from RefSeq and is a predicted model, not a curated record. Gene Ontology annotation, cellular component: plasma membrane. Gene Ontology annotation, molecular function: electron transfer activity.
CCCCCCUCCUCGGAGCUUCACAAACGAGAUCUUCACCUCCACUGCACUUGCUCGGAAGAGUCGGUCUUGGCUUCUGAGCGGGGCGUUGUGAUGGCUCAGGGAAGGGGCAGUGUCGUGGCUCUGGGGCUGGCCCUGCUGUGUCUCCUCAUCCACAGUGAGGUGGCCGAGGCCGCCACCUACGUCGUCGGCGGCAACAGCGGAUGGACCUUCAACGUCGCCAGCUGGCCCAGGGGGAAGAGCUUCAGAGCCGGCGAUGUGCUCGUGUUCAACUACAACCCGUCGGUUCACAACGUGGUGGCGGUGAGCGCGGCCGGCUACAAUAGCUGCUCGGCUCCCAAGGGCUCCAGGGUCUACACUUCCGGGAAGGACCGCAUCACGCUGGCCCGAGGCACCAACUACUUCAUCUGCAGCUUCGCCGGCCACUGCCAGUCCGGCAUGAAGAUCGCGGUCACCGCCGCGUAGCAUCGCUAUUUGAUCACAAUCUGCAUGAAGGACGGAGAGCAACAUGAAUGAAGUAUGAGAAUAACCUGGUCAUCGAAUGAAUAAAUCAGCAGAUUGUUAGUAGUAGUUGAUAAGCUUCUGCAUGGCUUCUGCCAGCAGCGUUAUCAGAAUUGCUUCCUAUAAUAAUAAUACUUGAUACUUUUCAUCA